CCAAUCAGCUUAGUGGGUGGCCUUAAUGUCAGUACGGUGCAGCAAGAAUACUAGCUCGGACAUCCGUAUUGCUAAUAGCAUCUGCGGAACAGCUGUGAUUCUACUGCAGCAAGUCGGUAAGCGUGCAGUUUGAUCGAGACAGGGAUGGCGGAUGUUUAAUCGAGAGACUGGAAGAAACGUAUCAGCCGCUCCAUAGGGAACUACCGGAACGCGUUCACAUCAACGAGUGCCAGUGAGAGCGACACAGGGAGCCCACGUCGGAGUCCAUGGCAGCGUGUGCUCAGGACAAGGUGCGGUGCUCGCACAUUCUCGUCAAGCACCGCUACUCGCGGAAACCUUCCUCGUGGCGCGAUAAGAACAUCACCCGCACCAAAGACGAGGCACUCGCCCUCAUCAAGAGCUACCGGGAGGCGAUUGUGUCGGGCAAGGCCACCUUCGAGGACCUGGCCCGCCAGUUCAGCGACUGCAGCUCGGCCGAAAGGAAGGGCGACCUGGGCCCGUUCGGACGGGGCGCGAUGCAGAAGCCCUUCGAGGACGCCUCCUUUGCCCUCAAGGUUGGCGAACUCUCCGAGCCAGUCUUCACCGAGUCCGGCGUCCACCUCAUUUUUCGCACUGCCUAGCAUAGCUCCCCUGUUCGUGACUGCGCUUUGGACAGGGGUCGUUCAUCGCAGCAAAUUACUAGAAGUGUACCAGGCAGGCCACUUGUACCACCAGCACAGGAGGGUUGGCCGGUGCACGUGUAGAGCCUGACAGCAGGCAGUGCCGUGGUGGUCAGACAAGCACGCAGCACGCUUCACGUGACUUCUUGAAGGCUGACUUGCAUCAUGUACAAGAAUAAAUAAAAAAAAGGGU
Messenger RNA from Dermacentor andersoni, 852 nucleotides. Its product is annotated as peptidyl-prolyl cis-trans isomerase NIMA-interacting 1-like. Gene Ontology annotation, molecular function: peptidyl-prolyl cis-trans isomerase activity. The record is from RefSeq and is a predicted model, not a curated record. Gene Ontology annotation, cellular component: nucleus; cytosol. Lineage: Eukaryota; Metazoa; Arthropoda; Arachnida; Ixodida; Ixodidae.